AUGCAGCCUGGUUGUUGGCUGCGUGCCACCCAGCCAGCAACAGCAGAUGGAGCAGCGGGAGCAGGAGCAGGAGUAGGAGCAGGAGUAAUUGGCGGGGGCUAUGUGGAAUCUUCGGCAUCGGUGGCUACUUUGGCUUCCAUCUCAUCAAUUGCUUCCACAUCGGCGGCAGCGAGGGCGGCGCUAAAGGCGCGUCCCUAUCUGGUUGCACCCUUUGUGACCACAGCCUCAGCACCACCCACACCACAGCCCCACGUGUCCAUUUCCACGAGCACGGCCCGCACAGCGCCAGCCACGCCCACACGUCGCCGCAUCGCCCCCGAAGAGGAUCUGGAUUUGGUGGAGGACUUUGAUGUGGCACUCGCUCAGAUGGAGAUGGAGCCGCAGACGCAUGCCAAGAGCAAGUCGCAGCGAUUCUUCUGGCGCAAGGCGCUGCGGCGCGUCUUCCAGCGCCGCAAGUGACGGCGUCGCCGGCAGGACCUGCCCAGCUGGCAUCGUCCCGCCCGUCGCUGUCGUCGCCGCAACCUGGCCGAGCGGGUGAGGCGCAUCUGCGCCUGCUGUGCCUACGGCCAGGUCCUGCUGCGCGCAGCCCGCGUGGCCCUGCUCAGCUGCAUCCGCUGGCGAACCCGUGGCAACAUACGCAACAACAACUUUUACUUCAGCAACCACUAGAGCAUCAGCAUCAGCAUAAGCAUCAGCAGAAUAUGCCAGCCAGUUUAGCAAACCGCAGCAGUCGCUAAUCUCCGUGCUCCAGCUAACUCGAGUUACGUUUAAAGUUAAUGAAUAACCAUUCGAUUUAGUUUUACACACACACACGCCAGCGCUUAAUUUAUUUCCUGUCUUUUACAUCGACAAUUAGACUAUUUUUUGUUGCUACAUAUGAAAUUAUAAAUUGUAUUACCGCCUACACGAACACUUCCCCACGAAUCCUGUACAUAGGGUCGAUAGUGCUCGAUCCCAUUAUUCAGUUUAAAGGUUUUGAAGCGACGCAUAAGAGAGCGAAAGUAAAGCGAUAGCAUAUAUCUGUUACUGUACAUUUAGCCCAGAGGCGAAUCGGCAAAUACACAUUUAUAUAGCGUACCAUAGUUAAA
Messenger RNA from Drosophila takahashii, 1088 nucleotides. RefSeq lists its product as uncharacterized. The record is from RefSeq and is a predicted model, not a curated record. Lineage: Eukaryota; Metazoa; Arthropoda; Insecta; Diptera; Drosophilidae.